AAAAAGCAGAAAGCCCUAACCCACGGCCCCACCGGAUGCAGGAGGCCAGCUGACACACUGACUGUCUAGGGAAGUGCGGGCUCAGUGCCUUCCACUCCGGAGCCUGAGCUCAAUGAAUGCAGCUUCUGAAGCAUGGCCUGAAUGACUCAGUCUCCCUCACGAUGCAGCCAGGCCACAAGCGGUGCUAGGUCGCUGCUGCCACCAAACAGUUAAAGCAACGUCUUCAAACAGCAAAUGAAUCAAUGCUUGACCUUCUGUUGUAGGAAGAAUCUGAAGCCCUUACGGAAGCCACCCGCGAGGACCAUGUCCUUCGGGACCCCCACCUUUUGAUCCCCCCAGAAGACGACGCGACAUCACCCCGUGACCAUGACGCCGGCCACUUCGGCCAGCAGCUGGCCGUCCUCUCCCCAGGGAGCCUGCUUCCUGACCAACCACAGCGCCCCGUCGCCACGCAACUUCUCGGGGGCCCCGAAUUCCACCGACUGCCCCAUGGAUGAGCACCUGCUCUCGCAAGUGCUUGCCGCCUUCUACUCGGUCAUUUUCCUCGUGGGGCUGGUGGGGAACAUCAUCGCCCUCUAUGUGUUCCUGGGGAUCCACCGCAAAAGGAAUUCCAUUCAGAUCUACCUCCUGAACGUGGCCGUGGCGGACCUCCUGCUCAUCUUCUGCCUCCCCUUCCGCAUCCUGUACCACCUGAACCACAACAGGUGGACGCUCGGCGUGAUUCUCUGCAAGGUGGUGGGCACGCUCUUCUACAUGAACAUGUACAUCAGCAUCAUCCUGCUCGGCUUCAUCAGCCUGGAUCGCUACGUCAAGAUCAACCGGUCCGUACAGCAGCGCAAGGCCGUCACGACCAGACAGAGCAUUUACGUUUGCUGUAUAGUCUGGGCCGUCGCUCUGGCUGGGUUCCUCACUAUGAUUAUUUUAACCCUGAAGGGCGGAGGCCACCAUUCCACCAUGUGUUUCCAUUACAGAGAUAAGCGGAAGGAGAAAGGCGAAGCCAUUUUUAAUUUGGUGCUGGUGGUCAUGUUCUGGCUGGUUUUCCUCCUGAUCAUCCUGUCCUAUCUGAAGAUCGGCAAGAACCUAUUGAAGAUUUCGAAGAGGCGGUCCAAGUUUCCCAAUUCGGGCAAAUACGCCACGACAGCCCGGAAUUCCUUCAUCGUGCUGAUCAUUUUCACCGUCUGUUUCGUGCCCUUUCACGCCUUCCGCUUUGUGUACGUUUCCGUACAGCUCAACGUGUCCUCGUGCUACUGGAAGGAGAUCGUGCACAAGACCAACGAGAUCAUGCUGGUCUUCUCCUCUUUCAACAGCUGCCUGGACCCCGUCAUGUACUUCCUGAUGUCCAGUAACAUCCGCAAAAUAAUGUGCCAGCUUCUUUCUAGAAGGUUCCAAGGGGAUUCGAGCAGGAGUGAAAGCACGUCGGAGUUCAAGCCAGGGUACUCCCUCCACGAGACGUCAGCCGCGGCGAAGAUUCAGACCGGCUUCUAAAGCAUUUUUGGGCAACACGUUCAAAAGCCUCUUCAUUCCUUGAAGAAUGGAACGUUUUCCAGGAUGAAACGCUAGCAUUUACAAGGCCCGAAUCUCCCCAGAGCUCUUUUCUUAUGGGCGAUGUUUCAUUUGCUUUAAUUGUAAAAUAUUUCAAGGAAAACAAAAGCUUACGCUUAUCACUAGAUUUUAAGUCUGUGUGUAAAUCUGUUCAAGAUAUAUUGGUCAGCUAACACUCUUCAAAAGUUUUAAAUUUUCUUUCAUUUUCAAAAAAUCCUCACCUGAGGAUAUCCCCUCUCCCACUGACUUUUUAGAGAGAGUAGAAUGGAGAGAGAGAGAGAGAGAGAGAGAGAGAGAGAGAGAGAGAGAAACAUCUAUUGGUUGCUUCCCUCAUGCAUCUGGGAUUGAACUUGCGACUGAGGUGCAUGCCCUUAACCUGAAUCUAACCUGUGACCCUUUGGUCUGUGGGCCGAAACUCUAACCACUGAGAGAACCGGCCAGGUAUAAGCUAACUAACACUCUUAACAAAGAUUAUAAAGUUAAGUGACAUGUAUGGCUUCAACAACAGGAUGAUUAAAGGAAAUGCCAUAGUUUCUCAAGUCACUAAAGUUGUUACUCAAAAUUAAGCACCUAGUACUAAUUUAAAGUGUGUUUAAAAGUAAGUUAAAUGAUUUGAAGACUGAUUUAAAAUGUCAGAAAAUACAUGUUGAUUGUCACUUUAAAAGCUUGUAAUUUGCCUCUGUAUUAAUUGAUGCCUAAACCUCUAUAAGAGAUGAAUUGAUGAUAAACUUCUAAUAAAACAUGGAAUCCCCCAGUA
This is a messenger RNA of Myotis daubentonii (Daubenton's bat), 2299 nucleotides long. RefSeq names its product G protein-coupled receptor 34 (gene GPR34). Gene Ontology annotation, molecular function: G protein-coupled purinergic nucleotide receptor activity. The record is from RefSeq and is a predicted model, not a curated record. Gene Ontology annotation, biological process: G protein-coupled receptor signaling pathway. Lineage: Eukaryota; Metazoa; Chordata; Mammalia; Chiroptera; Vespertilionidae. Gene Ontology annotation, cellular component: membrane.